Messenger RNA from Stomoxys calcitrans (stable fly), 1076 nucleotides. It is a transcript of the gene Coq4, whose product is annotated as ubiquinone biosynthesis protein COQ4 homolog, mitochondrial. Gene Ontology annotation, cellular component: mitochondrion; mitochondrial inner membrane. The transcript is spliced from 5 exons. Bases 139 to 966 code for a protein of 275 amino acids. Gene Ontology annotation, biological process: ubiquinone biosynthetic process. The record is from RefSeq and is a predicted model, not a curated record. Lineage: Eukaryota; Metazoa; Arthropoda; Insecta; Diptera; Muscidae.
UUGUUUUUCCAAAAGAGGGAUAAUUGCAAUAAAAUAAGAUAUAAUAAAUAAUGGAAUAUUAAUAUUUCGCAUUAAUAGUUAAUAGUGGCAGUUAAAUAUUUACAUAAAAACCUAGGAUAUGUCAUUCUUUCAGAAGUCAUGUAUCGGAACAUCUAUCAAGGUAAUUUUCUGAAGGCAGUUAGGUAUGCGAGAUUUAUUGCAACUACUUCGCCAACACAGAAUAAUGCGCAAAACUUAAACGAGGCCCAAUUUGAUGGAGUAGGUCAACAUAAUUUCGAUGACUUCACAAAAGAGUUCAUGCAGAAUCGUAUUGAGGUGAAUCCUUUUCAAAGACUUUUAUUGAGUGCUGGGUCAUCAAUUGCAGCUCUAGUCGAUCCAAGAAGACACGAUAUGAUUGCCUGUCUAGGCGAAACAACCGGCGAACAUGCUCUUCAGGAUAUUUUGCAUACUAUGAAAUCUACGGAAGAAGGUCAGCGUAUAUUGCAACAGAAACCACGUAUUAACACUAGAACCGUCAAUUUAGAAACGUUGCGUCAGCUUCCAGAGAACACAUUUGGAUGGGUUUAUGUAAAAUUUUUGGACGAUAACCAAGUGACCCCCGAUUCCCGGAUGGAAGUGCGUUUCAUGGAUGAUUCUGAGUUGGCAUACAUUAUGACCCGUUAUCGAGAAUGUCACGACUUAGUACAUGCCGUACUCGGCAUGCCCACAAAUAUGCUUGGAGAAGUAGCAGUCAAGUGGGUUGAAGCUCUUAAUAUUGGUUUGCCAAUGUGCUAUGGUGGUGCAGUUUUUGGAGCUUUCCGAUUAAGGCCCAAGCAAAGAAAACGAUAUAUAUCAGAAUAUUUGCCUUGGGCAAUUAAAAAUGGCAAAUCUGCAAGACCCUUGAUGGCUGUGUUUUGGGAAGAGCGUUGGGAGCAAGAUAUUGAGGAGAUGCGAAGGGAACUUCAAAUAACAACCCUGCAAAACUAACAAACUGUUAUAGCCAUCUAUGGUAUUUAAGCAGCAAGAUUUAAGAUUCUUUUGUAAACGUGUUGUGAUGUAAACUAACAAAAUAUUGAAUUAAAAAUUUCUCUAAGGUA